Molecule: messenger RNA, 2020 nt
Organism: Tripterygium wilfordii
Lineage: Eukaryota; Viridiplantae; Streptophyta; Magnoliopsida; Celastrales; Celastraceae
Product: aspartic proteinase Asp1-like
Exons: 9
Coding region: 54-1403 (449 amino acids)
Biological process (GO): proteolysis
Molecular function (GO): aspartic-type endopeptidase activity
Source: RefSeq, a predicted model, not a curated record
UCAAACGUAUACUAGAAAGGAUAAGACUGUCCAUUCGCAUCAAAGGCAAAGAGAUGAAGAAAGGGAAGUUGGGUUGGGGGUUGGGAGUGUUAGUGGUGUUAAUGUUGAUUUUAGAAUCAUCAACUUCAAGUCGUGGGGUUAGAUGGAGGAAGGCGAUGCAGCAUCAAGAAAGGGAGCCAUUGAUGGUGCCCAAUCGUGUUGGGGUAUCAUCCGUCAUGUUCCCACUACAUGGGAAUGUGUAUCCUACUGGGUACUAUAAUGUCACAAUCCAAAUAGGCCAACCACAGAAGCCUUACUUUCUUGAUGUAGAUACUGGAAGUGACCUUACAUGGCUUCAGUGCGAUGCUCCUUGCAUCCGUUGCAUGGAGGCACAUCACCCAUAUUACAGACCCAACAAUGAUCUUCUAAGCUGUAACGAUCCGCUAUGUAAGUCCCUACAAUCAAAUGGUGGAAACAGAUGUGAUUCAGGGCAAUGUGACUAUGAGGUUGAGUACGCAGAUGGUGGUUCAUCUCUUGGUGUCCUUGUCAGGGAUGUAUUUCCUCUUAACUUUACGAAUGGAGCUCAGGCUAGGCCUCAUCUUUCCCUGGGGGAUGUCGUUCCCCUCAACUUUACAAACGGAGCCUGGUCCAGCCCGCGUCUCGCCCUGGGAUGCGGAUAUAAACAAUCACCCGAUGCAACUAACCAUCCUUUGGAUGGAAUACUUGGCCUUGGUAGAGGAAAAACCAGCAUCAUAUCUCAGCUUAGCAGUCAGGGUUUUGUUCGAAAUGUUGUUGGCCACUGCUUAAGUUCGCGAGGUGGAGGAUACCUCUUCUUUGGAGAUGACAUUUACGAUUCAUCUCAUGUAACAUGGACAGCACUGUCACAGGAGCAUCCAAAGCACUACUCACCUGGUUAUGCAGAACUUUAUUUUGGUGGGAGGACUACUGGCUAUAAGAAUCUGUUUGUAACAUUUGACAGUGGUAGCUCAUACACUUACUUCAACUCCGAGGCAUAUCAAGGUUUAGUUUAUCUGGUGAAGAAAGACUUACAUGGCCAACCCUUGAAAGAGGUACCUGAUGACCAGACACUCCCACUUUGUUGGAAAGGCCACAUACCAUUCCAAAGUAUACACGAUGUCGAAAAUUAUUUCAAGCCCUUUGCACUGAGAUUCACAAAUGGUGGGGAAUCUAAGAGUACUCUGUUCGAAUUUACUCCGGAAACUCAUCUUAUAAUAUCAUCUAAAGGAAACGUUUGCAUGGGAAUUCUAAAUGGUACUGAAGUCGGACUCGGAAAUUUGAAUCUCAUUGGAGAUAUAUCGAUGCAAGACAGAAUGGUGAUCUACGACAACGAAAAGCAAAUGAUGGGGUGGGAACCUGCAGAUUGUGAUAGCAUCCCCAAGUCCACAAGCAGCAUACUUUGGUGAUAAGAAAGAAUACUACUAUCAUUCUGAUUAUACAGUCCAGUUACCAUCAGAGAAUAACUCCUGUAGAAAUUCUCCUGUUAGAAUAUGAAGGGGAAUGAUUAUAGAUAGAUAUGAUUUGUGUACAGAAUACUGUAGUGUAUAUAUAUCUAUAUAUCAGCAUAUUUUUACCAAGUCAUUCGGGUGCCCUGUCCAUAUCAAUCCACAUUUUCAAGCACAAACAAGAGCAGCCUUACCGAUCCGUGUUUUUUUUCCUCAAAAUAUGAGAUGAACGCACUAGAUUUCACAUGGAUCAAGAAUAUCCGUCUCUUAUAAUUUGGGAUGGUUGGAAUAAAAGAAAACACUAGAAUUCUUAGCAUUUUUGCACAAAGAAUGCUCUUCAUUUGAAUCUUUCAAACUUUCAUAAAUGGAAAUUACAUAUGUAAGAAUUUCCUACAAUAAUCAUCAUCAACAUAUUAACAGGACCAAAAAAAUAGUCAGGAGCUUAAACCGUCCGAUUUCCCAAUUACCUGACCCACCUAAAUAAUCUGUUUCCUAAUGAAUACCAGCAAAUAGGCAAAGAAUGAAAAUGGGCCGGGCCCACAAUAGGCCCACCAUCUUUUUUUCUUUUUCUUUUUUUU